Messenger RNA from Myotis daubentonii (Daubenton's bat), 2467 nucleotides. RefSeq names its product transmembrane protein 72 (gene TMEM72). Lineage: Eukaryota; Metazoa; Chordata; Mammalia; Chiroptera; Vespertilionidae. The record is from RefSeq and is a predicted model, not a curated record.
UCCUCCCAGCCAGAAGCAGCUGAUUGCCAGCUCCAGGCUGCCUGCCUCCAGCCCAGCCCUAAUCGGCCUGAUCUCAGGCUGCCACUGGGGCCAUGGCAGCCGCUGAAAGCAGUGGGGACAUUUUUCCAAGGUAAUGAUUAAGCCGAGUGCCUGGCAAAGGCACAGGCAGCCGGCAGGAAGGUGAGUCCAUUCACACCUCGACCAGGCUGCAGUGGCUGGGACUGGUUUGGGACAGCAGGGCCCCAGGGCACGAGGGCCCCAAGCUGGCAGCCACAGCCUCCCUGGACACGGGACGUCUGAGAGCAUCUCGGGCCAGAGCCGCUGCUGCCCGCCCUGCUGGGCCGCUGCCCUUGCCCCGGCACCAUGAAGCUGCAGGUGUUCUGGACGGGGCUGGAAUACACCUGCCGGCUCCUGGGCAUCACCACCGCUGCAGUGUUGAUCGGCGUGGGCACCGAGACCUUCCUCCAGGGGCACUUCAAGAGCCUGGCCUUCUACCUGCUGUUCACGGGAGCCACUGUCGCCGUGUGCGAAGGCGCCUACUUCGUGGCUCAGCUGCUGGCCAUCUGCUUCCGGUGUCAGCCAGGGUCCCUGGCCGCCAGAGCGAGGGAGAAGGCCCGCUGGCUGGGCUGCUUCCAAAAGUUCCUGGCCUACCUGCUGCUGUCCGUGGCCUGCUUCCUGCACCCCGUCCUGGUCUGGCACGUGACCAUCCCAGGCUCCAUGCUGGUCCUCACUGGCCUGGCCUACUUCCUGCUCAGCAAGCGGAAGAAGAGCAGGGCUGCGCCCGCGGUGCUGGCCGCCCAGGAGCAGUACACGGACCCCUCCAGCAGCGCCAGGAGCACCACCGGCUCCGGGGACACCGAGCAAACCUACACCUUCCACGGAGCCCUCAGGCAGGGGCCCGGCUCCCUCCUCGCCCACGUGAGGUGCAUCCUGAAGGGGCCCAGGACGCCCAGCGCCUCCCAGCGCCCGGAGGCCCCCGCCGAGCUGACCCUGGAGCCAGCUGCCUCACUGCCGAAGAAGCAGGUGCGCUUUGAAGACAGUGCGGCCAGGAUCAUCCCCGCCCUCGCGGCCAGCCUGGACAGCGAGGACAGCGAGCCGGAGCCGGAGGAAGCCAGCUCGGACACCACCCCCAUCAUCCCUCCCCCGCAGGCUCCAUCCUUCCUGUCUUCUCUCUCAGGCAGCAGCCUCUUCUGAGCUGCGGGCUCCAGCCGGGGACACGCUCGGCAAGGGUCUGCGCAGACUGACGGCCCUGCCUGGAGCUCCCUCCCAGCGUGGCCCUCGGGGAGCCCGGUCUUCGUAGGCCGGCUCUUCAAGGGGUGACCAGGCGUCCUCCGCUGAGCCCCCUGGGCCAUCGAGUGACAUGAUGGGGUGCAAACGAAGCCAUGCUGGCAUAGGUCCUUCCUCCUGGACACGGAGUGAGGAAAUCCUUGUGCUUUUCCCAAAGCGACCAUCACUCCUGCUUCCUACAGGCUGCCUCGGCCCCAGGAGAAGCCACCAGGCUCCUGCUGCUCCGGACACAGCGCCCAGCACUCAGCAAGCCCCCGGACUCAUCACCCAGCGCUGAAGGCCAAGGAUGUGCUGGCAACUUAGCCAUGUCCACAGGCAGUUGUCAAAGGCACCGUGAGCCCCAACCCUGAACUGAGAUUGGGGGAUGGGGAGGGAAGGCCAGGCCGCAGGCCCUGGAGGCAGAGAGCAGUGCCCAGCAGCGGCCUGUGUCCUCUGUGCUCUGGGCUGGCACUGGGCGCAGGCGUCACAGAGCCUCUCCGGGAAGCAGCCGGCCAGUGGUGGUGCUCACUCCAAGCCACUGCUGAGGGCUCUGCAUGGCCGCCACACCAACCUUGCCAAGGCCCCAAGUAGACGGUGUGAACAAAAAGAUCCCAGAAGCCAUCGACAGCUUCCGCAGUGAAAGCCGCUGCAGGAGGCCACGCCCGCUGCACACAGGGCCAGAGGCUGUGCCCUGAGACGCGCACAGCACAGAGACCUGGCUCUGUCACACGGAGGUGCCCGGCAGCAGAACAGGGGGUAGAGACAGGUUUAAAGGGGAGGGGAGGGCUGGCAGGAGCAGUACUCCCCCCAAGAGGAGGGACUUCAGGAUUUGAGUCAGUCAGAGGAGAGUGAAUGACAUGGAACAUGGGUAUGGGUAGGGGGGCCAGCUCUCUACAGCCAUGGAAGUGACCGUUAACCCAGAUGGAGCAAAGACAUUAACCAGAUAAUCCUUAGUUAAGGAUUUGCAAUACGGCUUUCAUUUCUAAAAAGUGUCCUUGGGUCCAUGGGAUUGUUGCAAGGAGAGCAGACACACUCUUCUUCAUGGACCAUCUCAAUUAACGAGCAACCCAGAGAGAGGUAACGGCCCCCGAGUUCGUCUGUGUGAGCAGCCACGGCUCCGCAAAGUCUGCGGAGGACCACGUGCUCUGCGGUCCAGAGAAGAGAUGUGCUCUUUCUUGUAUGCUUUGCAAACCACCACACA